UCAGCUAGUAAAAAACUCCGUUCACCUUCUGCCUCUGUGUCUUUCCAAACUUCCAAAAAAACACAGCACUCCCAAUCUCUUCAACUUCAAGAUCUCUCUCUCUCUCUCCUCUUUCUCUUUCUCUUUCUCUCUCUCUCUCUCCCAUCACAUCUUCUCAACAACACUAUCAAGAACUUCAAAAAAAAGGGAAAAACCCAACAAUGGCGAAGCCACCAAACCCCCCCAUACACCACCGCCACCACCUCCUCCUCCUCUUCCUCCUCUCUCUCCUCCCCCUCCCCCUCUCCUCCGCCGACGACUCCGCCGCCAUGACCGAACUCGCCUCCGCCCUCUCCCCCACCCCGACCGGCUGGACCGGCACCAUCCCCUGCUCCUGGACCGGCGUCAACUGCGACGCCUCCAACCGCGUCACCUCCAUCAACCUCGCCUCCCAGUCCCUCUCCGGCACCCUCCCCUCCUCUCUCUCCUCCCUCUCUCACCUCCAAACCCUAACCCUCCAGCGCAACUCCCUCUCCGGCCCCCUCCCCUCCCUCUCCAACCUCACCUCCCUCCAGCAGCUCUACCUCGACUCCAACAACUUCACCUCCGUCCCCUCCGCCGCCUUCUCCGGGCUCACCAACCUCCAAACACUAUCCAUGUCCGACAACCCCAGCCUCGCCCCGUGGACCAUCCCCGCCGAUUUGACCCAGUCCGCCAGCCUCGGCACCUUCUACGCCAGCAAUGCCAACAUAUUCGGUUCCAUACCGGACUUCUUCGAUUCCUUCCCCAAUUUGCAGAGCCUCCGGCUGUCGUACAACAACCUCACCGGCCCGCUGCCGUCGUCGUUUUCCGGGUCGGAAAUCACCAACCUCUGGCUCAACAAUCAGUUGCAGGGUUUGUCCGGGAGCAUAGACUUGCUCUCGGGUAUGACCCAGCUCUACCAAGUUUGGCUCCACGGGAACUCGUUCACCGGGCCGGUGCCCGAUUUGUCUAACUGCACUAACCUGUUUGAUUUGCAGCUGAGAGACAACCAGUUCACGGGGGUUCUGCCCGCGUCGUUGAUGGCUUUGCCCAAACUGGCUAACAUUUCUUUGCAGAACAACGUGUUGCAGGGUCCGUUUCCGGCUUUCGGAUCCAAUGUGACGGUUACUCUCGGGAGUACGAAUGGUUUUUGCAAGAGCAGUCCGGGUCCUUGUGAUCCCCAAGUGACUGCUCUCCUUGCUGUUGCCGGGGCUAUUGGGUAUCCGAUUAGUUUGGCUCAGUCUUGGGUGGGAAACGACGCUUGUUCUCAAUGGACAUUCAUCACCUGCGAUUCGCAGGGCAACGUUACGGUUGUCAACUUCGGGAAGCAACGGUUUUCGGGUACGAUUUCGCCUGCUUUCGCGAAUCUGACUACGCUAAAGAGUUUGUAUUUGAAUGACAAUAAUCUGACGGGUUCGAUUCCAUAUAGCUUGACUAGUUUGUCUCAGCUUCAGGUUCUUGAUGUGUCUAAUAAUAAUCUUAGUGGAGUAGUACCUGUUUUCCCAUCAACUGUGAAGUUUACUAGUGUUGGUAAUUUGUUACUUGGGAAGGAUAUAUCGAGUGGUUCGGGGUCUGGAUCAAAUUCCUCCACGUCCGGAGGGAAAUCAGGGGGGUCUUCUGUUUCGGCAGGUUUGAUCUCCGGAGUGGUGAUUGCUGUUGUGGUUUUUUUCGGGGUUGUGUCAUUUGUGUCUUACAAGUACUAUCUGAAGAAACGGCACCAGAGGUUGGGGAGGGUUGAUGGUUCCGAAGUAGCGUCAGAAAUGGUGAAGUCUGUGGCAGUGAGUGAUGUGAAUGGGCACGUACAUAGGCAUGGGGGAGGAGUCCCCAGUGAGUUACACAGUCAGAGCAGUGGCGAUCAUGGCGAAAUGCCUGUUUUCGAAGGAGGGAAUGUUGUGAUUUCUAUCCAAGUGCUUCGUCAGGUGACAAACAACUUUAGUGAAGAAAAUAUCUUGGGCAGAGGAGGAUUUGGAGUUGUUUACGGAGGGGAAUUGCAUGAUGGGACUAAGAUUGCUGUGAAGAGGAUGGAGUCUGGUGCAAUGGGCACAAAAGGAAUGAAUGAGUUCCAAGCAGAAAUCGGAGUCUUAACAAAAGUUAGGCAUAGGCAUUUGGUUGCUCUUCUAGGUUAUUGUAUCAACGGCAAUGAGAGACUUUUGGUUUAUGAGUAUAUGCCACAGGGGACUUUGGCCCAGCAUCUGUUUGAGUGGCGUGAACUUGGGUACUCUCCUCUUACUUGGAAGCAGAGGGUCACUAUAGCAUUGGAUAUGGCUAGAGGAGUUGAGUAUCUACACGGCUUAGCACAACAGAGUUUCAUCCAUAGAGAUUUGAAACCUUCUAACAUUCUUCUUGGGGACGACAUGAGAGCCAAGGUUGCAGAUUUUGGUUUGGUGAAGAACGCACCGGAUGGCAAGUAUUCACUUGAGACGCGGUUGGCAGGAACUUUUGGGUAUCUAGCACCUGAAUAUGCUGCUACAGGGAGAGUAACUACAAAAGUGGAUGUGUAUGCAUUCGGAGUAGUUCUAAUGGAGAUUGUCACUGGAAGGAAAGCACUCGACGAAACCAUGCCCGAUGAGAGGUCUCAUUUAGUCACAUGGUUCCGAAGGGUCCUAAUCAACAAAGAAAGCAUCCGAAAGGCAAUUGACCAAACUCUUGAGCCCGACGAUGAGACUUUUGAUAGCAUUUGCAAGGUUGCCGAGCUGGCAGGUCACUGCACCGCUCGCGAGCCAUUUCAGAGACCAGAUAUGGGCCAUGCUGUUAACGUUUUGGGUCCUCUUGUGGAGCAGUGGAAACCCUCCUCGCACGAAGAGGAAGAAAGCCUUGGCAUUGACCUCCACAUGAGCCUUCCCCAAGCCCUUCAAAGGUGGCAAUCUGAUGAAGGUACUUCCACCAUGUUUAAUGAUCUGUCCUACAGCGGGACCCAUUCGAGCAUUCCCACAAAGCCUUCUGGGUUUGCUGACACGUUUGAUUCAAUGGAUUGCCGAUGAUGGAAAAUCUCAAGAUUUUUUUUUUUUCCCCACAAAGAUGAGGGUGUUUCAUCCAUGUGAAAGAAAAAGAGAUGAAGAAAAGGCAAGUCUCCGCAUUGUUUAGUCCUUUGGCACCAAAGUACACUGAGUGUUCUUAUGUCUCUGUUGUUUUAUUCUCUCUUUUCCUUUUUACAACUAUCAUGUAGAGUUCUGGUUGUUUAUGUUUGGAUUCUCUGAGCAGACUAGUCUUUUUGAUGGAGUUGAGGUGGAUGAUAGCGUGGGGUUGUGAUGGUUUGGGUUUUUAAACUACAAAGAGGAAAUCAGCAUAGGAAUUACAAUGAAUCUUGUUUUUGUAUCAGAUUCAUGUUUCUGUAUCGGAUUGUUUCAUUUUGUUGGCAUUGGAGGUUUAUAUUACUUUGAUUCUCUUU
Messenger RNA from Rhododendron vialii, 3388 nucleotides. Its product is annotated as receptor-like kinase TMK4. Gene Ontology annotation, molecular function: protein kinase activity; protein binding; ATP binding. Gene Ontology annotation, biological process: protein phosphorylation. The record is from RefSeq and is a predicted model, not a curated record. Lineage: Eukaryota; Viridiplantae; Streptophyta; Magnoliopsida; Ericales; Ericaceae. The coding region runs from base 201 to 2981 and encodes 926 amino acids. The transcript is spliced from 2 exons.